CCAUCACUAAACCUGUACAGCCCAUUAGUACAUGCCACCUACCAUGUAGUGCAGGAGUGAAGAGAUCAGCUGAUAAAGGAGAGGGGAAGGAUAUUAAGCGGGAAAGUCAGAGAAGGUGUUUGCUGUUGCAGACCUGCUGAGAAUCCUUGUGCCAUCUCCGAGUCAUUAGGACUAGUUAGUUACUGAGACCAUAUAUCCUUUUGUUUUGUGACAAAUUCAACAUCUGGAGCACCUCAGCAAUAUUCAGCUGAACACUCAAUUGAACAUUGUCACCAGUUCUCUGCCUCCUCCAGUGCUCACGUGGCCUCAGAUAUAUCAACUUUUCACCUCCCGUGUGCUAGCAAGGUGCUUAUUGUAAAGAGGCAGAGAUGACAUCCCAAAACCUCUUUGCCUCAGUCUUAUUACACAACCUGACCCAAGGAUAACCAUCAACCCCCCUGGCGGCACUCGUGGACCGACGCACUCUCAGACACACAGCCCCGGCCCUGGCUUCAGGCAGUAUGGGAGACGGGAGCUGGGUAUGUCUGAGCCCAGCUGAGUUCGGCCAGCUGCAACAAUACAGCGAGUACUCCACAAAGAAGCUGAAGGAUGUGUUGGAGGAGUUUCACGGAGAAGGCGUCCUUUCCAAAUACAAUCCAGAGCAGAAGCAAGACGUUCUCAACCAACCCAUCGACUAUGAGGGCUUCCAGCUCUUCAUGGCCACUUACCUGGAGAAUGACAUCCCGGAGGAGCUAUGUCAGCACCUCUUCACCUCCUUCAAGAGCAAGACAGGAGGCUGCUCUCCCGAUCAGUCUCGUGCAGGAACGAGCUUACUGGAAGCCCGUUCCAUUGACGCAGGCAUCUCUAUUCAGACCGAAGUGGCCUGUGCCCCCAUUACAGGGAUGAACGGGAAAAGCAUCCUCUCUGCAAUGGGCCGACACACGCCGGAGCACUCCGGUGUGAUGAGCACAGCAGGCUCAGGAGCCACCACCUCGCCUUGUUCAUCUCGCUCCUCCUCGCAGCGCUCAGGGACUGGGGCCCACACGCCUGGGGGGCCCCACAGAUCACCAUGCACCCAGGUCAAAACCUCAGAGAGCAGCAGCAAUGCCCUGACCCCCAAUGCUGGUCCUGCCAGGUCUCCAGUGUCCCCCAAACUUUCACCAGAGAGGAGCCACUCCGAGAAGCAUUUGUCUCUGCGGAGGAGCCCGUCGCCCCAGAAAGCCUCCCCCCUGUCGUCUCCCCAGGUAGUCUUUCUCAAGGACAUCGUCUGCUACCUUUCCCUGCUGGAGAGGGGGAUGCCAGAGGACAAGCUGGAGUUCAUGUUCCGGCUGUACGACACAGACGGCAACGGGGUUCUGGACAGCUCGGAGCUGGAUCGCAUCAUCAAUCAGAUGGUGCAUGUGGCAGAGUAUCUUGAGUGGGAUUCAACAGAACUGCGACCGAUACUGAAGGAGAUGAUGGAAGAGAUCGACUAUGACAGAGAUGGGACGGUCACGCUGGAGGAGUGGAUCAGAGGAGGCCUCACCACUAUCCCUUUACUGGUCCUGCUGGGCAUGGAUACGAAUGUACAGGAAGACGGGCAGCAUGUUUGGCGUCUGAAGCACUUCAACAAACCAGCCUACUGUAACUACUGCCACACCAUGCUGCUCGGAGUGCGCAAGCAGGGCCUCUGCUGCUCCAUAUGCAAGUACACAGUGCACGAACGGUGUGUGUCCAAAGACAUCGCUGCCUGCAUCAGCACCUACGCCAAGUCACGUAGACACACCAACGCUAUGCAGCAUGUAUGGAUGGAGGGUAACUCUCCUACCAAGUGUGACCGCUGUCACAGAAGCAUCAAGUGUUACCAGGGCCUUACGGGCCUCCACUGUGUCUGGUGUCAGAUCACUCUCCAUAAUAAGUGUGCAUCUAAUGUGAAGCCAGAGUGCGAUGGAGGAGCCUUGAGGGACCACACUCUGUUGCCCUCGUACAUCUGCCCCGUUGUGUUGGACCGCCAUUCUGUGGUGAAGCGCGGCGAGGGGGAGUCGCCUCCCAGCACCAGCCCUGAAGAUGCCAAUCAGACUUUCAAAUUCUCCCCCGGAGACGGACAAGCACUGCAGAUUACCCCUCUCCCAGGUACUCACCCGCUCCUGGUCAUGGUCAAUCCCAAGAGUGGAGGGAGACAGGGGGAGAGGGUACUGAGGAAGUUCAGGUACUUACUAAACCCCAGGCAGGUGUACAGCUUGGAGCGAGGUGGACCAAUGGUAGGGCUCAACUUUUUCCAUGAUGUCCCUGAUUUCCGGGUGCUUGCCUGUGGAGGUGACGGCACUGUGGGUUGGAUCCUCGACUGUAUAGAUAAGGCCAACUUUGCCAGGCACCCUCCGGUGGCCAUCCUCCCUCUGGGCACAGGGAACGACCUUGCACGCUGCUUACGCUGGGGGGGAGGUUACGAGGGUGGCAGUUUGCUGAAGUUCCUCCGGGACAUCGAGCACAGCACAGAGGUGGUGCUGGACCGCUGGAACAUAGACAUCGUCCCCGAUGACAAGGAGGAGAAGGGAGACCCUGUGCCCUACAGCAUCGUCAACAACUACUUCUCUAUCGGAGUGGAUGCCUCCAUCGCCCAUCGUUUUCAUCUGAUGCGGGAAAAACACCCUGAGAAGUUCAACAGCAGAAUGAAGAACAAGCUCUGGUACUUUGAGUUUGGCACCACUGAGACCAUAUCUGCCACCUGCAAGAAACUCAACGAAUGCAUAGAAGUGGAGUGCGACGGGAUCAUCUUGGACCUCAGCAACACCUCCUUAGAAGGCAUUGCCGUGCUCAACAUUCCCAGCAUGCACGGCGGCUCCAACUUGUGGGGUGAGUCGAAGAAGAGGAGGAACUACAACCGUAUGAGCAAGAAGGUUCCUGACAGGAUGCCCGCCAGCACCGUCACAGACGCUAAAGAGCUCAAAUUUUGCGUGCAAGACUUCAGUGACCAGCUGUUGGAGGUGGUUGGCCUGGAAGGGGCAAUAGAGAUGGGACAGAUCUACACUGGACUGAAGAGUGCAGGACGCAGACUUGCUCAGUGUGCCAACGUCACCAUCAGGACGUCACGACGGCUGCCCAUGCAGAUCGAUGGUGAGCCCUGGAUGCAACCCCCUGCACGUCCCAGCCUUGGGUUUAGUCUCAGCCACCUGCAACAGCCAAGUCUCUCAGUCCAAGCCGCCUCCUGCCCCCCAAAAAACCCCAGCCACAAUGCCAGUACUGCACUGCCUGCUCAACACAACUUUGGCCGCUGGGAUUCCCUCUAA
Messenger RNA from Dicentrarchus labrax (European seabass), 3245 nucleotides. It is a transcript of the gene dgkg, whose product is annotated as diacylglycerol kinase beta. Gene Ontology annotation, biological process: diacylglycerol metabolic process; intracellular signal transduction; lipid phosphorylation. The record is from RefSeq and is a predicted model, not a curated record. Gene Ontology annotation, cellular component: plasma membrane. Gene Ontology annotation, molecular function: calcium ion binding; ATP-dependent diacylglycerol kinase activity. Bases 501 to 3245 code for a protein of 914 amino acids. The transcript has 27 exons. Lineage: Eukaryota; Metazoa; Chordata; Actinopteri; Moronidae.